Molecule: messenger RNA, 1425 nt
Organism: Penicillium chermesinum
Lineage: Eukaryota; Fungi; Ascomycota; Eurotiomycetes; Eurotiales; Aspergillaceae
Product: NADH-quinone oxidoreductase subunit D
Exons: 3
Coding region: 1-1425 (474 amino acids)
Biological process (GO): mitochondrial electron transport, NADH to ubiquinone
Molecular function (GO): quinone binding; NADH dehydrogenase (ubiquinone) activity; NAD binding
Source: RefSeq, a predicted model, not a curated record
AUGGCCGCAUCCUUCGCCCGCCUGGCGGGCAAUGGUCCCAAAAGGCUCUGUCUCCGCCCCUCCCACUUCCUGAACACAUCUGUGCCUCGCUCCCGCUCAAUUGCUACUACUGUGCCUCGUAGGCAGGCCGAAGCGACCAGCUACCAGGCCACACGGCUGAUUCCGACCGACCCGACCUUCACCUCCUUUGCCAACAAGGGCCUGCCCGAAGACCCCGAUGCUCCUGGUCUGGAAUCCGAAGCCGAAGGUAUCGACCGUAAGAUCCGCCACUACACCGUCAACUUCGGUCCUCAACAUCCCGCUGCUCACGGUGUGCUUCGUCUGAUUCUGGAGCUUAAUGGCGAAGAGAUUGUCCGCGCGGAUCCCCAUGUCGGUCUUCUGCACCGUGGUACCGAGAAGUUGAUCGAGUACAAGACCUACAUGCAAGCUCUGCCUUACUUCGAUCGAUUGGACUAUGUCUCCAUGAUGACCAACGAGCAAUGUUUUGCUCUGGCUGUCGAGAAGCUCUUGAAUGUGGAGAUUCCUGACCGUGCCAAAUGGAUUCGGACGAUGUUCGGCGAGAUGACCCGUAUUUUGAACCAUCUCAUGUCCGUGCUCUCCCACGCCAUGGAUGUUGGUGCGCUGACUCCAUUCUUGUGGGGAUUCGAAGAGCGUGAGAAGCUCAUGGAAUUCUACGAACGAGUUUCCGGAGCCCGUCUCCAUGCCGCCUACGUUCGCCCCGGCGGUGUCUCGCAGGAUCUGCCCCUUGGUCUCCUGGAUGACAUCUACCAGUGGGCUACUCAGUUCGGUGACCGCAUCGACGAAACCGAGGAGUUGCUCACGGACAACCGUAUCUGGAAGGCCCGUACCCAGGGUGUCGGUGUUGUCAACGCUGCUGAUGCGCUGAACAUGAGUUUCACCGGUGUCAUGCUCCGUGGAUCCGGUGUGCCAUGGGAUAUCCGCAAGUCGCAGCCAUAUGAUGCCUACGACCAGGUCGAGUUCGAUGUUCCCGUCGGUAUCAACGGUGACUGCUACGAUCGUUACCUUUGCCGUAUGGAGGAGUUCCGUCAGUCUCUCCGUAUCAUUCACCAGUGCUUGAACAAGAUGCCGGCUGGCCCCGUUCGCGUUGAGGACUACAAGAUCUCACCCCCUCCCCGUGCCGCCAUGAAGGAGAACAUGGAGGCUCUUAUUCACCACUUCCUCCUCUUCACCAAGGGUUACUCAGUGCCCCCCGGCGACACUUACUCCGCUAUCGAGGCUCCUAAGGGUGAAAUGGGUGUCUACCUUGUCAGUGAUGGCAGUGAGCGCCCUUACCGUUGCAAGAUCCGUGCUCCUGGGUUCGCCCACUUGGGUGGUUUCGACCAAGUUUCUCGUGGUCACCUUCUGGCUGAUGCCGUCGCUAUCAUCGGUACUAUGGAUUUGGUGUUCGGUGAGGUUGACCGGUAA